GAAUUAUUUCCCCCCUUUUAAAAGUAUAAACCAUCCGAAUUCGAUUUGUGAUUGAAUGUGGUGGCCAGUGAGCGCCAUUCUCGAAACCCUUAUUUAACCCACCGCAAUUAAUUUCGUCCUUCCCUUGGAGGUUUUUACCGGAAGAACUCGAAAGUGCUGAACUGCUCGUUUUGAAACUAGACUAGAAGCAUAGAAUGCCUAAAAGGUUCGGAAAGCGAAAGGAAAACGACGGCUCUGCGUCUGAAGGCGAUGACCAUCCUAAGAAGAUUACCAAGACCAACGAUUCCGAUGAAUCCGACGACAUCGUGGUGUGCGAGAUUUCGAAGAAUCGCAGGGUUUCUGUGAGGAACUGGCAGGGGAAGGCUGUAGUUGACAUCCGCGAGUUCUAUUUGAAAGACGGAAAACAGCUGCCAGGGAAAAAAGGCAUUUCAUUAACCAAGGAUCAGUGGAAUGUACUUCGUGAACAUGUGGAAGAAAUUGACAAGGCGAUGGCAAAAGGAUGACAAAAAAAUAUCAGUAGCAAGUUGCUCAUUAUAUUUUGGAUGAUGAAAAAAGGAGGAAAUCAAUCUUAUUGCAGGAAUCAAAAAAAUUUAGGCAUUUCAUAUGGGUGGAAUGAUGUAAGUUGUUGCAUUUUGACUACAGUAUGUGGGUGGGAGUCCCUUAAACCCAGUAGUAUCUCUUUUUGUUUAGCAAUAUAAGUCAUUCUAGUAUCCAGCUGUCGUUAUGUCCUUGUUUUUGUGGUUUGAUAUGGUAGCUGCAAUCCCUGCAAAUGGUUCGGUAACUUCCGCUAACCGAAUGGUUGAAAAUUACUUUUGCGGUUUGGCCAAAAUGAGCCGUGUAGCAUUUCGUAAACUGUGUUUUUUGGGCAAUUGUGGGUUGGUUAGCACUAAGUUACUAGUUAUUAACAAUUAUUGAGAAAUGUAUUUAUGUAGAAGUGUAGAACACACAAUUGUA
Cuscuta europaea is the source of this 954-nucleotide messenger RNA. The record is from the annotation of a GenBank genome assembly. NCBI's taxonomy places the organism in Eukaryota, Viridiplantae, Streptophyta, Magnoliopsida, Solanales, Convolvulaceae.